AUUACUCCUGCUCGUCCACGUGAGCUUACUAGACUGAAGAAGAACCAGAGAACUGUCUCUCGCACGUAUGGAGGAUGUCUGUCGCCUAAUGCUGUGAAGGAGCGUAUCAUCCGUUCAUUCCUCCUUGAAGAGCAGAAGAUUGUUUCAAAGGUUCUCAAGUCCCGAAGAGGAGCCGAAUAA
Molecule: messenger RNA, 180 nt
Organism: Ostertagia ostertagi
Lineage: Eukaryota; Metazoa; Nematoda; Chromadorea; Rhabditida; Trichostrongylidae
Source: the annotation of a GenBank genome assembly